Messenger RNA from Aureobasidium melanogenum CBS 110374, 303 nucleotides. RefSeq lists its product as uncharacterized. The transcript has a single exon. NCBI's taxonomy places the organism in Eukaryota, Fungi, Ascomycota, Dothideomycetes, Dothideales, Saccotheciaceae. The coding region runs from base 1 to 303 and encodes 100 amino acids. The record is from RefSeq and is a predicted model, not a curated record.
AUGAGCGAUCUAGUAGACGGCAUUGGGCAAUCGAACGAGGGCCUUGAACCAUCGAACGACGGCCGUGGUGAUCUACCAUUAAAGGACUCGGUCUACAAAGAUGAUCCCCAAACCACACAAACUCUGGAGCCCAUUGCUAGUUCGAGUCAAACUUCUAUGUUUGAUACAGCUGCUGCUGAUAUGACAAGCUCUAUGGCUAACGACAAAAUUGUUCAGAAAGAUGAUUUCGGCACGAGUGAGAUUGACGAUUAUGCAGCGGUGAUUGACGACUUCAGUCAGACGGUGCCGGAGCUGAGACCAUGA